UUCUCCAUCUGUCUCUUUGUCUCUCUUUGGCUUUACAUUGGACUAACAGCAAAGAUCCAGCAAGACCUAAAGCAGCCUCCCACUAUAGUCAAACAGUCAGUGAAGGACUACAUUGUCGACCCCAGAGAUAACAUCAUCAUCGAAUGUGAGGCCAAGGGCAACCAGUUCUCAUGGCGAAGGAACGGGAAGUUUUUCAACAUUGUAAAAGAUCCUAGGGUGACGAUGCGAAAACGCUCAGGAACCCUGGAGAUUGGUUUCCGUAGUGGAGGACGACCAGAAGACUAUGAAGGAGAGUACCAGUGUUUUGCCAGCAAUGACCAUGGAGUAGCUCUGUCCAACAAAAUCCUGCUCCGGGUCUCAAAGGCUCCUCUGUGGCCUAAGGAGGUGUUGGAGCCAGUAGUGGUGACUGAAGGCUCCCCGCUGGUCUCCCUGCAACCCCCGCCAGGCCUUCCUCCUCCGUUCACAUUCUGGAUGAACAGUGCUAUGACUCCAAUCCCUCAGGAUAAGAGAGUGUCCAUGGGUUUGAAUGGAGACCUCUACUUUUCCAAUGUUAUUGCCCAAGAUGCUUACACAGACUACAGCUGCAAUGCUCGCUUCCUCUUCACACACACCAUCCAGCAGAAGAACCCCUUCACACUUAAGGUUCAGACCAAGGAGCCGUAUAAUGACACAUCUUACAAUGCCACUGACCCUAUGGUGGUGAGUCACUUCCUGUCAGGACAGCUUCGCUUCCUGUCCACCUGCUUAGUCAU
Messenger RNA from Lates calcarifer (barramundi perch), 752 nucleotides. Its product is annotated as neurofascin-like. NCBI's taxonomy places the organism in Eukaryota, Metazoa, Chordata, Actinopteri, Centropomidae. The annotation marks the transcript as partial. The transcript is spliced from 6 exons. Gene Ontology annotation, molecular function: cell-cell adhesion mediator activity. Gene Ontology annotation, biological process: cell-cell adhesion; brain development. The record is from RefSeq and is a predicted model, not a curated record.